Ictidomys tridecemlineatus (thirteen-lined ground squirrel) is the source of this 3283-nucleotide messenger RNA. RefSeq names its product solute carrier family 7 member 11 (gene Slc7a11). Gene Ontology annotation, biological process: amino acid transmembrane transport. Gene Ontology annotation, cellular component: membrane. Lineage: Eukaryota; Metazoa; Chordata; Mammalia; Rodentia; Sciuridae. The record is from RefSeq and is a predicted model, not a curated record. Gene Ontology annotation, molecular function: L-amino acid transmembrane transporter activity.
GGUAGGGCGGCGGAGCCGGGCGGCAGCCACGGUGCUGGGACCAGGAGCAGGGACCGAGAGCCCCGGGAACACACAGGUGCCCGAGAGUCAUUCGAGCGCUUUGAAGGAUAAAAUAACACCUUUGAGUUUUUUCACCUGUGAACACAAUAGCGCUGAGACACUCUGAAAGCAAAGAGCAGGAGACCGAUCAGUCACCCCCAAAGAGACGCUAAAAGUUUUGCUUUUUCUUCCCCUGUUUGAUUUUUGCCCCGUGUGUCACCACUAUGGUCAGGAAGCCCGUGGUGGCCACUAUCUCCAAAGGAGGCUACCUGCAGGGAAAUGGGAAGGGGGCGCUGCCCUCCGCGGGGGGCAGCGAGCCCGCGGAGCCGGAGAAAGUGGUGCUCAAGAAGAAGAUCACCUUGCUGAGGGGCAUCUCCAUCAUCACGGGCACCAUCAUCGGAGCCGGGAUCUUCAUCUCCCCCAAGGGCGUGCUGCAGAACACGGGCAGCGUGGGACUGUCGCUCAUCAUCUGGACCGCCUGUGGGGUCCUGUCCCUUUUUGGAGCCUUGUCCUAUGCUGAAUUGGGAACAAGCAUAAAGAAAUCUGGAGGUCAUUAUACAUAUAUUCUGGAAGUGUUUGGCCCAUUACUAGCUUUUGUGCGAGUCUGGGUGGAACUGCUCAUAAUACGCCCUGCAGCUACAGCUGUGAUAUCCCUGGCAUUUGGACGCUACAUCCUGGAACCGUUUUUUAUUCAGUGUGAAAUUCCUGAACUGGCAAUCAAGCUCAUUACGGCUGUGGGUAUAACUGUGGUGAUGGUUCUAAAUAGCAUGAGUGUCAGCUGGAGUGCCCGGAUCCAGAUUUUCCUAACCUUUUGCAAGCUCACAGCAAUUCUGAUAAUUAUAGUCCCUGGAGUUAUACAGCUAAUUAAAGGGCAAACCCAACACUUUCAAGAUGCCUUUUCAGGAAGAGAUGCCAGUAUUAUGGGGUUGCCCCUGGCUUUUUAUUACGGAAUGUAUGCCUAUGCUGGCUGGUUUUACCUCAAUUUUGUUACUGAAGAAGUAGACAACCCUGAAAAAACCAUCCCCCUUGCUAUAUGUAUAUCCAUGGUCAUCGUCACUGUUGGCUACGUGCUAACCAAUGUGGCCUACUUUACCACCAUUAGCGCUGAUGAACUGUUGCUUUCCAAUGCAGUGGCAGUGACCUUUUCUGAGCGGCUCCUGGGAAAUUUCUCAUUAGCAGUUCCCAUCUUCGUUGCCCUCUCCUGCUUCGGCUCUAUGAAUGGGGGUGUGUUUGCUGUCUCCAGGUUAUUCUAUGUUGCGUCUCGAGAGGGUCACCUUCCAGAAAUCCUCUCCAUGAUUCAUGUCCGCAAGCACACUCCUCUGCCAGCUGUUAUUGUUUUGCACCCUUUGACAAUGAUAAUGCUCUUCUCUGGAGACCUCUACAGUCUUUUGAAUUUCCUCAGUUUUGCCAGGUGGCUUUUUAUCGGGCUGGCAGUUGCUGGACUGAUUUAUCUUCGAUACAAACGCCCAGAUAUGCACCGUCCUUUCAAGGUGCCGCUCUUCAUCCCGGCCCUCUUCUCCUUCACGUGCCUCUUCAUGGUUGCCCUUUCCCUCUAUUCAGACCCAUUCAGUACUGGAAUCGGCUUCCUCAUCACUCUGACGGGGGUGCCUGCGUAUUAUCUCUUUAUCAUAUGGGAUAAGAAACCCAGGUGGUUUAGAAGAAUGUCAGAUAGAAUAACCAGAACAUUACAGAUAAUACUGGAAGUUGUACCAGAAGAAGAUUGUCGCAAAUUAUGAACUAAUGCAUUGAAAUCCUGACACUCUUCCCAAGGGAGAGAUGCAAUAUGGAUCUUUAAUUCAUUUCCUGAAAACCUGGAGUAUUGCAACUUUGGUGAUGGACUAAAGGAAUCAUUUGUUUUUAUUCAUAGCUCAUGUAUUAAAACUGAUUUCUGAGAAAUUUAGUUAAAACUCUAUGUAGUUGUAGAAAACUAAUAUGCAAAUUGCAUCAUGAGUUCACAUAAUUCUUGAGUCUCUGAAAGCUAGCUACUUGUAGGGAUUAGGAAAAAAGACUAAAGGAAUAGACAGUUAAUAUAGUAGUCAUUCUCUACAACGUAUGUAUCAUGACUGAGAACUUUUACAUUGAUGACUGAGAUGUUUUCUGUACAUAGGGGUUUUGUAAACAUGGUUUUACAUACUGUAGAUGACUAUACUGUGAAAAUGUUUUCUAUUGUUCUGAGAAAAAAGAAUAUAUGUUAUUGUUGUGGCAAAGAGGACAGAAAUUGUAUAUUGGCAUUGCAUUGCUUCCCUUAGAUAUCAACUUGGAUAUCACUCAUCCUUUCUUGGAUUAUAUACCCAGAGCACUUGAACAAAAGAUGAGGGGGAAUGUACGAAUUUUCUUGAACAUAUUAAAGAACAGCUUCUAAGAGCUGUUGUUUCUGAGACAAACCCAAGAAUUCUGUUUGAAUAAAAAUCCUUGAGAAUGUAUUAUGUUAGAUAUCUUUUCACUCAUUGUGAGGAAGGUCCACAGUUAAUGUGCCAUUCGGUUUUCAUGUCAAUUCAUUUGAUCAAGAUGUUGUGUCCAUUUUGGUAACAAAUUAAGAGUAGACUCCUGUUUUUCUAACAAUUUACCCAUUGGUGAACAAACCUAAAUAUAUACAUUCUUAAGUCUUCAAAUUAGAAUAUCAGCAUGAGAGAAAUCACCAAUAAAGAAAAUAUUCAAAACAUUAGGCCCAUCUCUGUAAUUGCAUCUUGAUGCAAUGUUAGUAAUUUUGAACAAUUUUUUUUAGUUCAUGACUAUUUUAACAUGGUGAUGAAUUUUAACAGUUUGUGCAUUUCCUUUAUGUAUUUUAUCCUUUAUUAAACUAUUUCUGUGGGUAAAACUAUCCAGAUCAAUUAGGAAAAGGAAUGUAUUUACAUAAAAAUAUAGGAAGAAAUGUCACUGCUAAAUAAGAUUCACAACUGAUGUUUCUAAAAAAAUUUCACUUCUGGAUCUAGGAUUUGCCCGUAGUUUCCUUACCUUAAUCAUCAUUCUAUCUGCAAAUGAGAUAACUGAUAAUAAGUUUAUUGAAAGAAGGAGAAACUGCAUGAGUGUGUGUCUUCAGACAAGUGGUGUUAUGUCAGAAUUAGAAAGUAUUGUAGAAUUUUCAAAUGAGAGUAAUGUAAUUAUGAAAAAUUUAAGCUGUUAUGUAUACACAUCUAAGAUUAAAUGGUCAGUCAUGGCCAGAGUAUGUUUCAUCCCUUAAUUUUUGUCUGUUUGAAAAUAAGAAAUUUUCAAAGAAUUAUACUGAUUAAAAUCAUUAAGACCA